CUUAGUCAAAAUAAGCCUGAUCAUCUUGACAACUACGAUACAAUUCAGUUUACUUUAGGAUGGGAACCAGACGAGCACUCACUUGAUGACAUACGUAGUCUCUUGGAGGAAGCAUUUAAAGAAUUAAACAAGAGAAUUAUUGUACAAAGCAUUCAUCGUGGGAACUCUAUCAUUGUCAUCUGUUAUGGUCCACAUCAUUUACUAGCUGCUCUUUUUUUGGAAGUACAUUACAACCUAACUGUCUUGAUGAAGGGAUUCAGUUUAAUUAGACUAACCAUUGGCCACUACACUGUCUAUGAUAAAAGGAUCAGAUACAAAGUGAUGAACAAUGAGUGUCUUGCAGAGGAAAUUAAACUAGCUGAUGGAGAUGAAUGUGAACUGAUAACUUUACUUGAUUACAAAGAAGGAUCAAUAUUUGAACAAGAUAAAAAACUGAUUAUCAUCAAAAAAAGAAAAGAGUAUAUUACAAGGACACUACAGACACCAGAGUCUAAACUAAAAGUGAAGCUACUAACUGAAGGGAAGUUGAUAAAUGAAAUAUUCAAAUCAAAAGAAUCAGAGGCUCAGUGUUUCCGAAAGCUCAUCACAGGAAGAGAGGAGGCAUUAGUGGAGUAUAAGAAAGAGAUUGAGCUACUACAAGAAAAAAUAUCAAUAACUAGUGUACAACUGCUGAUGACUCAAAAGGCAAAGAUUGAGAAGAAGGACCAGUGUACACAAUCACUGGAUACACCAACAGCAGAAUCUAUUUACACAGCAUGUAUUGACUAUCAUGGAAUAUGGAGUGGUCAUCUUUCAUUCAGUGAGGGAGAGCAGCUGGAGAUAUAUGACAAGUCUGAUAGUUUUUAUUGGAAAGGAAGAUCCUUGGUGUCUGGUGAUGAGGGAAAGAUUCCUAGUAGUUAUGUUUACUCAAUGUUGGAGUCACUUCAAUUGUUAGAGUUUAUACUGUCAGUGGAAGAAGUGUCCCUUCCUACUCUACAGAAGAUAAGGAAUGAUUCAUCUAGUAAUGAUGAGAAAGCUUCUCUUUUCUUGGAAACUAUAAAUGAUGAUCCUAAUACAAUAUUAGCACUGAGACAAGAGAAGGAACAACAUGACAAAG
Amphimedon queenslandica is the source of this 1096-nucleotide messenger RNA. RefSeq lists its product as uncharacterized. The record is from RefSeq and is a predicted model, not a curated record. Lineage: Eukaryota; Metazoa; Porifera; Demospongiae; Haplosclerida; Niphatidae. Gene Ontology annotation, molecular function: protein binding. The annotation marks the transcript as partial. The transcript is spliced from 6 exons.